This is a messenger RNA of Dicentrarchus labrax (European seabass), 2987 nucleotides long. It is a transcript of the gene pou4f3, whose product is annotated as POU class 4 homeobox 3. The record is from RefSeq and is a predicted model, not a curated record. The transcript is spliced from 2 exons. Gene Ontology annotation, molecular function: DNA-binding transcription factor activity, RNA polymerase II-specific; RNA polymerase II cis-regulatory region sequence-specific DNA binding. The coding region runs from base 136 to 1194 and encodes 352 amino acids. Gene Ontology annotation, biological process: regulation of transcription by RNA polymerase II. Lineage: Eukaryota; Metazoa; Chordata; Actinopteri; Moronidae.
AGAGGGACGCCGGGAGGCGCUUCCAAUGUUAACAGCUCAGUCUGGUGAAGGAGAGCACAGGAGCUCUGUAGCUGUCCGCUCCCCGGCUUUCAUGUCAGGGGCCACACUGGUCGCGAGGUGCUUGCAGGGAGGAGGAUGAUGACCAUGAACGGCAAGCAGCAUUUCUCCAUGCACCCGGCUCUGCACGAGCCCAAGUAUCCCGGCCUGCAUUCAGGCUCGGAGGGCAUGCGCAGAGUCUGUCUGCCCGCCCCGCAGCUGCAGGGCAAUAUAUUCGGAGGCUUUGAUGAGAGCCUGCUGGCACGGGCAGAGGCUCUGGCGGCUGCUGACAGCAUUGUCUCUCACGGCAAGAGUCACCCGUUCAAACCAGACGUGACUUACCAUACCAUGAGCAGUGUCCCCUGCACCUCAGCCUCCUCUUCUUCCUCCACCACCGUGCCCAUCUCCCACGUCCCCUCCACCAUCGCCUCUCACCAUCACCACCACCACCACCUCGGACAGACCCUGGAGGCCGGAGACCUCCUGGAUCACCUCUCCACCAGCCUGGCCGUGACCGGGAUGGGCGCUCCGGAGCCUCCCGGGAUGACCACGACGGCGCAUCACCACCAGCACCCUCACCACCACCUGCAGACCAUGGGGCAGCUGCACCAGGCGAUGGCCAACAUGGCCCACCCCCACUCUCUGUCUGUGCACGGCGGCAUGGCAUGCGUCAACGACGUGGAGUCGGAUCCCAGAGAGCUGGAAGCCUUCGCCGAGAGGUUCAAGCAGAGGAGGAUCAAACUCGGAGUGACCCAGGCGGACGUCGGGUCUGCGCUGGCCAACCUCAAGAUCCCCGGAGUGGGGUCCUUAAGCCAGAGCACCAUCUGCAGGUUUGAGUCCCUCACCUUGUCCCACAACAACAUGAUAGCGCUCAAGCCGGUUCUCCAGGCCUGGCUGGAGGAAGCAGAGGCUGCGUACCGGGAGAAAAGCAGCAAGCCGGACCUUUUCAACGGGAACGAGAGGAAAAGAAAGCGCACCUCCAUCGCUGCGCCGGAGAAGCGCUCUUUGGAGGCUUACUUUGCCAUCCAGCCGCGGCCCUCCUCGGAAAAAAUUGCGGCCAUCGCCGAAAAACUGGACCUGAAAAAGAAUGUGGUUCGAGUGUGGUUUUGCAACCAGCGGCAAAAACAGAAACGAAUGAAAUACUCUGCGGUGCACUGAGUUUCACACAUCAUGAAUAAAAUAGCCUACUACAUUUUUGAUCGAGUGAUUAAUAAUAGCCUAAGUAGCCUAACUAACAGGGAUUUUAUCAACAGCUCUUCACGUCUCGUCUGGGAUUAUAAACAGACAAACAAACAAAAAAAAAGACUUUUAAUUCCACUUUUCAUUUCGUGUCAUUCACUCUUCGUUGUUGCACUUUUUUUUCGAUUUUGUUAUUAAUAUGGGACUGAUAAAUGUUAUAGAUCUGCGGGGGAGGCUGAUUUUUGAUGUUGUUGAUCAUGUAUCUUGCACACACUAACGAACUUCUCCACCCUGACAGUUUGUCACAUUCAGGGAUAUUCACUCACUUUUUCUUUUUUUUUUCUUUUUUUUUUUAAACCACCAGUGUGGAGACUUACAUUUAUGUGCUGUUUAAUUGUCAGCGGUGUUAAGAGAAAGAAAUUAGUAUUUAGUGAAAAGAUAAUUCAUUUGUUUUUGUAAUGUUGGUUGAGAUCAGCGUUUUAUCCUCCACCUCACUGGCUCACAUGUGCAGAAGUACACCAUCAUAUCAAAUGUGUUUUCACUUUUCUUCCCUAUUAAUUCCGAGUAAUGUGAGUUCAAUGUUGAGGGGUUAAAAAAAAGAAUCACCCACCUCUUUAAAACCCCUUUUUUUUUCAAACGAAUCUGCCCUCUUCGUGAACAGUGUGAUAGUCAUUUUGCGCACAAAUAUGAGUAUUUACCGUAAUACUUUCACAAGGUAUAAAUACACUAAGUCGGUUUAUCUUGAAUUAUUUAAAAAUGGGAAAUGACACCGUCAUAUAUGAGGCACAUCCGUGUGUGGCUUUAGCUGCUGCUAUAUUUUACUAUUUUGAUGUGAACAUGUUUUGGAGCAUUACAGGUGUGCUAUAUAAUUAUUAUAUAGCCCAGAUAUAUAUACAGUAUAUACAGGCCUACAUCACCUAAUUUAAGUAUUUAAUUUUUUGUCAUUCUUGAUUUCACUUGAAAAAAAAUGUGUGAAGAUUAAACUUAAUAAAUUAUUGGUUAUUUUCUAAAGAAAAUUAUCUGAAGCAGCGACUUUAUUUUUGUGCUUUAUUAAGUUGUGUUUUUUUUUAAUUAAUGCCUAUAAACUCGGCAUACAAAUACAAAUUGUUUAACUAUCGUUUUCUUUCUUUUUUUUUUUCAUGAACUGUCUAAUACAUUUCCAAACGUAUCCAAUGGGCGAUCAAAUCUUUGUUUGUUUUUCGGGGAACUCGCUCGUCUGUUUUAUUCAUGAAACCCCCCCAAAGCUCUGCUGGGAUUAAAUAUGUAUUGUCGUACAUGAUAUAAGCACCACAGAAAAUAAAAAGGGCCUCCAUUUUCACAGCAAUUCUCACACGGAGGAGCGCAGAAUGUGCCUCCUCUACACGCCUGCUAAUGGCCCCUUUCCUCCGUUUAAUUAGUGCAGUUUUUAAUUAUGGAUGCCCUCAUGUCACCGGGUUAUGUCGUGCGUGGGGUUUGAAAUUAUUAAGUAAUGACGAUGCAAUAUUAAUUAUAUAUUGGUAUAAAACGAAGUAAUGUGGAGGAGCUGGGAGUAGAAGUCUGACUGGGAACUCUAGGGAGAGACGAACUGGAGACACAACAGGUUAACCGAGGAAAGAGGGAGAAAUUAAAGUAGGCCUAUGUUGUUGUUAUAGUUGUUGUUUUUUCGUUUCAAUAAGUGAGUAUUUUUCCUCCUUUAUGAUGUUAUUAUGUGUUGUAUGUUUUAAUAUUAUAGGCUAUUUUGAUUUCAUUUGACUUUUUAUUAGAGGCACUUUGAAUAAUGUCUGUUUUAUUCU